This is a messenger RNA of Nannospalax galili (Upper Galilee mountains blind mole rat), 2377 nucleotides long. It is a transcript of the gene Irf2bp1, whose product is annotated as interferon regulatory factor 2 binding protein 1. Lineage: Eukaryota; Metazoa; Chordata; Mammalia; Rodentia; Spalacidae. The transcript has a single exon. The coding region runs from base 204 to 1958 and encodes 584 amino acids. The record is from RefSeq and is a predicted model, not a curated record. Gene Ontology annotation, molecular function: transcription corepressor activity. Gene Ontology annotation, biological process: regulation of transcription by RNA polymerase II. Gene Ontology annotation, cellular component: nucleus.
GAAAAAAAAAAGAAAAAAAAGGCUGAGGGCCCAGGGGGCGGGGAAGGGGGGCCGGGCCUGAAUCCGGCGGGGAGGCCGAGCCUGAGGCCGGACUGCUGUAGAUCCCGGGGACCGCGGAUUGAACGGCGGCGGCGGCGGCAGCGCGCAGCGAACGUAGGCGGCGGGUGCAAAGCAGGGGGGACCCGGCGGCACUCGGGGGCGCCAUGGCGUCUGUGCAAGCCUCCCGCCGCCAGUGGUGUUAUCUGUGCGACCUGCCCAAGAUGCCGUGGGCCAUGGUGUGGGACUUCAGCGAGGCCGUGUGCCGCGGAUGCGUGAAUUUCGAGGGCGCGGACCGCAUCGAGCUGCUCAUCGACGCCGCCCGCCAGCUCAAGCGCAGCCACGUGCUCCCUGAGGGCCGCUCGCCGGGACCCCCGGCUCUCAAGCAUCCGACCAACAAGGACCUGGCGGCCGCGGGUUCCCAGGGCCCGCAGUUGCCACCCCCGCAAGCCCAGGCCCAGCCGUCGGGGACCGGAGGCGGAGUCUCAGCCCCGGACCGCUAUGACAGGGCCACCUCCUCCAGUCGCCUUGCACUGCCCUCGCCUGCUUUGGAAUACACCCUGGGGUCCCGCCUGGCCAACGGGCUGGGCCGCGAGGAGGCCGUGGCGGAAGGGGCGCGCAGGGCUUUGCUUGGCUCUAUGCCCAGUUUGAUGCCCCCCGGGCUGCUGGCAGCUGCAGUGUCUGGCCUUGGAGGCCGAGCCCUGACGCUGGCACCCGGCUUAAGUCCUGCCCGUCCACUUUUCGGCUCGGAUUUCGAGAAGGAGAAACAGCAGAGGAAUGCGGACUGUUUGGCAGAACUGAACGAAGCCAUGCGGGGCCGGGCAGAGGAGUGGCAUGGGCGUCCCAAAGCUGUGCGUGAACAGCUACUGGCUCUUUCCGCCUGUGCACCCUUCAACGUCCGCUUCAAGAAGGAUCACGGGCUGGUUGGGAGGGUGUUUGCCUUCGAUGCGACUGCCCGCCCUCCAGGCUAUGAGUUUGAGCUCAAGCUCUUCACUGAAUACCCCUGUGGUUCUGGCAAUGUGUACGCGGGGGUCCUUGCUGUGGCUCGCCAAAUGUUUCAUGAUGCUCUUCGGGAGCCAGGCAAGGCCCUGGCCUCCUCUGGCUUCAAGUACCUCGAAUACGAACGCCGCCAUGGCUCAGGUGAAUGGCGCCAGUUGGGAGAGCUGCUCACUGAUGGAGUCCGCAGCUUCCGAGAGCCUGCACCUGCUGAGGCUCUGCCUCAGCAGUACCCAGAACCGGCCCCAGCAGCCCUAUGUGGCCCACCACCACGAGCCCCAUCCCGGAACCUGGCUCCCACGCCCCGCCGGCGCAAGGCAUCCCCAGAGCCCGAGGGCGAGGCCUCUGGUAAGAUGACCACCGAGGAGCAGCAGCAGCGGCACUGGGUGGCACCAGGUGGCCCGUACUCUGCAGAGACCCCUGGUGUGCCCUCACCCAUUGCUGCCCUGAAGAAUGUGGCAGAGGCCCUGGGCCACUCACCCAAGGACCCUGGUGGGGGUGGAGGCCCUGUGCGUGCAGGGGGUGCCAGCCCCGCAGCCUCCUCCACGACCCAACCACCAACUCAGCAUCGCCUGGUGGCUCGGAAUGGAGAGGCAGAAGUCAGUCCCACAGCCGGGGCUGAGGCUGUCAGUGGGGGUGGUAGCGGCACAGGGGCCACCCCUGGAGCCCCCUUAUGCUGUACCCUGUGCAGGGAGAGGCUGGAAGACACCCACUUCGUCCAGUGCCCCUCGGUGCCCGGACACAAGUUCUGCUUUCCUUGCUCCCGGGAGUUUAUCAAGGCACAGGGCCCGGCUGGAGAGGUGUACUGCCCCAGUGGAGACAAAUGUCCACUGGUGGGCUCCUCUGUCCCCUGGGCCUUCAUGCAAGGGGAGAUCGCUACCAUCCUUGCUGGAGACAUCAAGGUCAAGAAAGAACGGGACCCCUAGGCUACCACUCUCAACACCAGGCUAACUUUCCCCUCCCUACUUCCACCCCACCGCUGCUGCGGAUAAAUUAUUCCCUACCCCACCCAACCCAAUGCCACCCCAGUCUGUGUAUAUAACCCCUUCCUCUGCCCAGAUGGAUCCCCUGGGGUAGAUGCAUUGUGGGUGGGGGGGGAGAAAGCUUGUGGUUCCUGUCAGAGGGGGUGUUUGGAGUUCCUGGGCCCCUCCAAUUUCCCUCUCCCUUCCUUGGCUUGCCUUCCCUGCUGUUGGUAGUUGGGGGAGAGGUACCCUGCUUGUCCUUGAAAAGGGGGGGGGUCUCCUGAAAACCGCUCUUUAUAAACGAAGCAAAAGCAUUUUAUUGCCCCCCUCUCCUGCCCUUUUCCUCAUUCAAUAAACCGAAAGAUGGGUUUGGUUUUUUUUUC